Molecule: messenger RNA, 6772 nt
Organism: Rhineura floridana
Lineage: Eukaryota; Metazoa; Chordata; Lepidosauria; Squamata; Rhineuridae
Gene: SREBF2
Product: sterol regulatory element binding transcription factor 2
Exons: 19
Coding region: 171-3605 (1144 amino acids)
Biological process (GO): positive regulation of transcription by RNA polymerase II; positive regulation of cholesterol storage
Cellular component (GO): nucleus
Molecular function (GO): DNA-binding transcription factor activity, RNA polymerase II-specific; RNA polymerase II cis-regulatory region sequence-specific DNA binding; protein dimerization activity
Source: RefSeq, a predicted model, not a curated record
UCAGCUGAUUGGUCGGCGGGGACCUGGUCUCAUUGACAACAAGCCCAGGCCGUGGUUCCUCACAGGUGGAUGGGCGGAGUAAAUGAAGGCUAGUUCAAGAUGGCGCCGCCUGGGGCUGCGAGUGUUGGGAGGCUGAGCUGAGGCAGCGCAGUCUGGUUGGGAAAGGGUUAAUGCGCUGGGUGUCGCCCUCCGCCGCUCCCUCUGACGGGCUGACUCGCGGUGGUGGAGCCGGGUGCGCCUCGCCGGCAAUGGAGAGCGGCGAGGUGAGCAGCAUGGAGACCAUGGAGACCUUGACGGAGCUCGGCGACGAGCUCACGUUGGGCGACAUCGAUGAGAUGCUACAGUUUGUCAGCAACCAGGUCGGAGAGUUUCCAGAUCUGUUUUCUGAACAGUUGUGUGGAUCCUUCCAGAGCAACAGUGUAUGUAAUGGUGGAACGUCAGAUCCUUCAUCACAAAGGCCCUACAGCCAGGGUCAGCUACAGUCCUUCUCACCUAAUGCAGCUUCUCCCCAGCUUCAGACUGUGCAAGUGAAGGUGUCUCAGACAACUGCUGCAGCACCUCCUCCUCAGCGAACUGCACCUGCUCUUCAGCCUCGUCCUCAGGUUCAGCCUCAGCUCCAUCAACAGACUGUGAUGAUUGCUCCAACUUUCAGCUCUGCUCCACAGACCCGGAUCAUUCAGCAGCCUCUAAUAUAUCAAAACGCAGCCACAAGUUUUCAAGUGCUGCAGCCCCAGGUUCAGAGUCUGGUAACUUCCUCCCAAGUUCAGCCAGUCACCUUCCAGCAGCAGGUGCAGACCAUGCAAGCUCAGAGGGUAUUGACACAGACUGCCAAUGGCACCAUCCAGACAUUGACCCCGGCCACAGUCCAGGCAGUAGCUGCCCCUCAGGUCCAGCAGGUUCCAGUCCUUGUCCAGCCACAGAUAAUCAAGACAGAUUCUCUUGUCUUAACAACACUGAAAGCUGAUGGCAGUCCUGUUAUGACUACUGUUCAAAAUCCAGCCCUCACAGCACUGACGACGCCUAUUCAGACAACAGCCCUGCAGACUUUAGUUGGUGGUAAUGGUACCAUCUUGACCACAAUGCCUAUGAUGAUGGGAGGGCAGGAGAAGAUGCCCAUCAAACAGGUACCUGGUGGUGCCAAGCAAGCAGAACCACCGAAGGAAGGAGAGAGGCGAACAACUCAUAAUAUCAUUGAGAAGCGAUAUCGAUCAUCUAUAAAUGACAAAAUCAUAGAACUGAAGGAUCUGGUCAUGGGAACAGAUGCCAAGAUGCACAAGUCUGGCGUACUGAGAAAGGCCAUUGACUAUAUUAAAUACCUGCAGCAAGUUAAUCAGAAGCUGCGACAAGAGAACAUGGUCCUGAAGCUGGCUAACCAGAAAAACAAGCUGUUGAAGGGGUUUGACCUAAGCAGUCUGGUGGACAAUGACGUGGAUCUGAAGAUAGAUGACUUCAACCAAAAUCCUCUGUUGAUGUCUCCUCCAGCCUCUGAUUCAGGGUCACAAGCAGGCUUUUCUCCUUACUCAAUUGAUUCAGAACCAGGAAGCCCAUUGCUGGAUGAUGCAAAGGUUAAAGAUGAACCUGACUCUCCCCCUGCUGCUCUUGGAAUGGUUGAUCGCUCGCGGAUGCUGCUUUGUGCUCUUACGUUCCUCUGUCUCUCCUUCAAUCCUCUAACAUCUCUCCUCGAGGGUCAAAGGACAUCUGACUCUGAUAGCUCUGUACAACAUGGCCUUGGGAGGAAUAUGCUGACAAUAGAUUCAGGCUCUGGUGGCUGGUUUGGCUGGAUGAUGCCCACUCUGAUCCUAUGGCUUGUGAAUGGUGUUAUUGUCCUGAGUGUGUUUAUAAAACUUCUAGUGCAUGGAGAGCCAGUGACCCGAUUGCACUCCCGCUCUUCUGUUACCUUCUGGCGGCAUCGGAAACAGGCAGACCUGGACUUGGCUAAGGAAGAUUUUGCUGCUGCUGCAUCAAACUUGCAGACCUGUCUGUCUGCCCUGGGCCGAGCCCUGCCUGCCUCUCGUUUGGAUUUGGCCUGCAGCCUGUCCUGGAAUGUUAUCCGCUACAGUCUCCAAAAGUUGGGACUAGUGCGUUGGUUGCUGAAGAGGACGUCACGGCAGAGACGAGCGACAGAAGCCCCUGCUGGCUUUGAAGAAGAAGCCAAAACUAGUGCACGUGAUGCAGCUCUAGCAUAUCAUAAGCUCCAUCAGCUCCAUAUCACAGGUAAGUUACCAUCCAGCUCUGCCUACUCAGGAUUACACAUGGCUCUGUGUGCUGUGAAUCUAGCUGAAUGUGCAGAGGAAAAGAUUUCACCAAGCACGCUGGCAGAGAUUCAUCUGACUGCUGCGGUUGGCCUGAAGACUCGCUGUGGUGGCAAGCUGGGCUUCCUGGCAAGUUAUUUCUUAAGUCAAGCCCAGAGCUUGUGUAGUUCAGAGCGCAGUGCCAUCCCUGACUCCUUACGCUGGCUGUGUCACCCAUUGGGACAAAAGUUUUUUGUGGAGCGGAACUGGACAGUGAAAACUGCUGCCAAGGAGAGUCUGUAUUGCACUCAGAGGAACCCAGCUGAUCCCAUUGCACAGGUGCACCAGGCAUUCUGUGAGAACCUGCUUGAGAGAGCUGUUGAAUCCCUUGUGAAACCUCAGGUCCCAAAGGGGGCUGCAAGCCACGAUGAUGAAGAGCCCUGUGAAUUAUCUAAUGCUUUGGAAUACUUGAAGUUACUUAAUUCUUUUGUGGACUCUUUGGGAAUUGGAACACCACCUUUCACUGGAAAUUCUGUGUUGAGAUCUGCCCUGGGACCUGAUGUGGCGUGCAGGUGGUGGACAUCUGCAAUCACAGUGACAAUCAGCUGGCUCAGGGGUGACGAUGCAGCUGUGAGAACCCAGUAUACCAGUGUGGAGCGAAUUCCUAAAUGCUUUGAGAUGAUGGAGAAUGCCCUUGUGAAGGCUGUUGUCCAUGUGUGCAAAGCCAUGAAUGCCUCAUUGUCAAGCAAAGCAGAUGGGCAGCAGAGCUCCUUUGGCCAUUGUGAAAGAGCCAGCACUCAUCUUUGGAACAGCCUCAACAUGAGUAGCGGACUCUCAAGCACAGGUCUCAAUAACAUGAUACAGCUGCUAGCCUGUGACCUACUGUUGUCUCUACGCACCACUCUGUGGCAGAAACAGAUGAACUCCAGCCAAGCUUUGGGAGAGACAUACCAUGCUUCCGCUUCUGAGCUGACUGGAUUCCAGCGUGACCUUGGCAGCCUGCGAAAACUGGCCCAUAGUUUCAGGCCUGCUUAUCGAAAGGUGUUCCUGCAUGAGGCCACUGUGCGCUUGAUGGCAGGAGCCAGCCCCACACGCACUCAUCAGCUGCUGGAGCACAGUCUGAGGCGUCGAACACCCCAGAGUACCAAGCAAGGUGAACUGGAUGCUCUUCCUGGCCAGAGAGAGAGAGCUACAGCAAUUCUCUUAGCCUGUCGACACCUCCCCCUCUCCUUUCUAUCAUCCCCAGGCCAGCGAGCUGUCCUGCUGGCAGAAGCAGCCCGCACGCUGGAGAAAGUUGGGGACAAGCGUUCCUGCAAUGAUUGUCAGCAGAUGAUUGUGAAGCUGAGUGGGGGCACAGCAAUUGCCGCUUCCUAACCCUGGAGGAUUGAAGCCUUAUCACCCAUUGAACUGGAUUCUUUCCCCCUUCAUGUCCCCCUCCUCCCUUCUUGAACACUGUCCCAGGUUAGGACCAUUAUGCUAGCCAGGGUAGGAUCAUCUUGUAAACCAGCUUUUGUGGCUGGUGAUUUGCCUUGAGGUAAAAAGGAUGCCCACACUAGAGCUAGAGAGUGGUUUUGUUUCCCCCCCCCCACUGACAAGAGUCUGCAAUAUCUUGGACAAGCCCCUUUGAGGAGGAGGGGUUGGGUUCAGGAAGAUUGGUUUUUCCCCUCUUUACAAAACAAUCUAUAACAAGAAUAUCUUUUGAGGAGGAGGUUUGCUAGAGAGUGAGAAGACCUGCCCUAAAUCUUUUUACUAGCAUCUGUGAUUACUUGAUCUGUCCAUCAAGUGCCGUAUAUUUUGGGCAGUCCCAGAGAGAAUCUGGCUGUGGUUAAAGUCUGGUUCUCAGUAGAUUGCAUAGAAGCCUUUCUAUAGAUCCUGCAUUCUCUGAGAGCCUUUGAAGGUUAGGCCACCUCUCCUAAGACAGUGCAUCACAGUUUUUUAUGCAGUUUGGUUUUUUUAUAGUGAUUUAUGGAUUUACAAGCUCUAGAGGCAACACUUAGGACUCUCUUCCCUCUCCUGUCUUCCAUCUCUCACUUGUGUCUCUCCCUCCUGGCAGCCUGCAGAGCCACAUUAUCAUUAACCUAGGAGUUUUCUUUCCAUGUCCUGGCUGAUGGAUAACAGAAAAGAGGGGCAAGGAUGAACUAAGGGCUGAACAAGAUGCGGAUUUAAGCUUGUGAUUCAAAAAUGUGUUUAGACAGGCCACAUCUCUUUGCUUAUUAAAAAAACAACCUGCUGGAGCCCCAGUCUGGAUGAGCAUCACAGGGAGGGGCUUAAGUGUUACUUCUAGGAGUGUGUUGCUACUGAAAAGCUGCUUUGCCUUCAAAGCUGCUAUUUUCUGUGUUUUGUUAAAAAAAUGGGACAAACCACAGGUUGGGGAAAAGUUUCAGCGGGAAAAAAUAGCACUGGGAGGAAGGGUUAAAAACUCCCCUCCCCUCCUAUCAGGGCCCCUGCUGCUGCUUUUUGUACAUAAAGAGACAGUCUAAGCACAUUUUUUAAAAUUACAUGCUUAAAGUCAACAUUGAGUUUUACCUUAAAAACAUGUUUGGUUUUUUUGGUAGCUGCAUCCAUAGAAGUACAUUUAGGAUAGCAGUUAUCAGAGAGAGUCUUAUGACACUAGCAAUAGCUAUCUUCUGUCUUUCCCAGGAUUCUUUGGAGAAGCUCUGAUGGUCAAACAGGUUUUUCACAUGGUUUACAUAUGUAGUAUUGUAGAUGUAGCUGUAGGCCUUGGAGAAAGAGGAGUCACUGUAACUGGGCCUUCUUGUUGGAAGAAUAGGUUUUAAGAAAAGAGGUUUUAUAUUACAUAAUUCAGAGUCUCACAAAUCACAUUUGUCUUCUCUUUUGCCUUUGCACUAUCUCUGUUCUAGCUAUGUCUCACAUUUCAUAUCCAAAUAUAUAGCAAUUCCUAUCCGACACACAUGUACAUCCCAAAUAAAUAAAUUUGGGAACACUUACUUCUCUGGGAAAGCCCACACAACUGUGCAUUGCAUUGGCGCUUGAAACUAUUCUGCCUGCCAUUGGUUAACCCUUUAUUAUACAGCUGAACAUGAUUGCAGAACUAGGACUCUCCAUUUAAAAACAACUAUAAUUUCUACUCUAAACCUCUCGUUGACAACUUUCAGUUCAAACGAAGGUAUGUGUGUCCCAAGGUGCAUGCAGUCCUGGGUGAGGGGAUUUUCAAACACUGCAACAAUUACCUAUUUAUAGGAAUGUGGUCCAAAACUGCACAGAUAACAGAUGCAUAUCAUAUAAUCACAUUUUUAAAACCAUCCACAGAGUGAUCCCACAAUAAAGCUUUGGUUAACUUCCAUUUUGAAGACCUUUUCACAAUCUUAGUGAAUAUCUUGGAACUAAUAAAAAGUGUAAUUUCAUAAAAAUUCCAAAUUUUCCAUUGGAACAUGUGAAUGGAUGUGCGCAAAGGUUCCAUUUGAGUAUCCUGCCUCGUUUUGACUCCAGAAGCACACAGUGAAAAUGAAAGUACUGUGGGAUACUUGGAAGUUGCUUUGUUAAGGACCAGUUCAUAGGGGUGAGGUAGGGAAUCUCUAUAUUUCAUAUCACGUGAUCAUAUGGAUCCUCUUGGUUGUUUCUCCUGUAACCCUAGAUAGCUACCAUAGUAUAAAGUCAUGCAUUGCUGAUCCAUAGGCGGUCAUUUGAAUGGGCAGGCUGAAAUCUGAGUACCAUUUUGUUUUUUUAAGGGUGCUUCCUAAUGGCAGCUUUUCCAGUGAUGGUAGCAGCAAAACAGAAAGGGUAACCAACUACCUCAGUGGAACGGUAUCUGCUAGCAGGAUGGUGGAGUGUUUGAUGCUACCAUUGCUGGUUUAGUUCCACAAUUGUUCUGCCACCCAUGCAAAUUGUUCUGGUCUGUUUGGAGUGGCAGCAGUCAGCUUUGAAUUAACACAAGGGCCUGUGUGAAUUGUGAAUGCAAACUGAUUAAGCAUGCCUGACACAAACCUUUCCACCUGGAAGCUGUCAUUCUGUGUGAUUAACUUUUGAAGUUUAGUUAGUGUAGAUCAGAAUGCAUCUCUUACUGACACUGUGGAACACUGGGAAUCUCACAGUUCUAUGGAUUUGAAGCCAUGAAAGCCGUUCAUACUGUCAGGCAGGAGGAAAUACUACAGCCAAGAAUGGGCAUUGCAGUCAAGGGUAAAAGCCUCAUAUUGUACAGCAGUAAGAGGCAUUGAGGGUGGGACUGCUAGCUUGUGGAAUGAUGUUUGUGUAGAUGGGACCACCACAAGAGAACCACCCUGACUUUCCAUGUACUUUGAGCAUUUUUUUAAGUACACUUCAUUUAUUUAUGGGUUUGUUUAUCACCCAGGCUAUCCCUAUAUUAUUUUUGUGUAUAUAGUGUAACUUUGUUUUUUUAUAUAUGAUGUGAAAAGUGUAUUUAUCCCAAUAAAAUUAGGCAUAGGGAUGCUUUGCUGUAAGAUGUGGCAAUUAUGUGACAGGGUGAGCAUUUCUGGUAUUUGUCCCAAUUGUGACCCUCUCUUGGGGUUCAUUGUGCGACUUAUCUAAUAAAAACAAAUUGUACACAAUGUCUGGUAUUUUAA